CUCUGCGAUACACAAACCAAAUUCUGUGUUUGAUUUUUCAGGUUUUUAGUGUCUUUGAGCUGAGAGAGUGAAAGUGGGUUUAAUUUUCUUGGACUAGAUAAUUUUGGGAAAGCAAGCAAGAUGAUGGGAAGUAGUAGAAUUGUGAAGAAGAAGAAGACAGAACCCAAUGGGGCUAAGGGUCAAGGCUUGAUAGAUGUGGUCUUUUCUUGGUCUCUUGCUGAUGUACUCAACAAAGAUCUUUACAAGAACCAGGUAAAGCAAAUUCCAAUGACAUUUUCAUCAACAGAACACUACAUGAAGUCAUUCAUCAACCCACUCAUUGAAGAAACGCAUGCUAAUCUGUUCUCAUCCCUGGAAAGGUUGUCUCAUGCACCUUUCUCUCAAGUAUUGUCUCUUGAAAUAACAAAAGACUAUAAGCCUCCCAAGGACUUGUUCUACAAAAUCUCACUGAAGAGAGGCAACACUGCAAAUGAUCAUGUAACCAAAUUAUGAGCCUGAGUUUGAAGACCUCAUUGCCUUAACAGAAGUCAGGCCCAAAUGCAUUGAUGAUCUCAACAAACCCAAAUCACCUUUUCUUGUUGCUGUUGUUCAGAGGAUGAAGGAUGGUUAUGAUCAUGAUAAGCUUAUAAUUAGGUCUUCAAAGCCCAUUGCUUUUUAUGCAGAUAAAGAAGAGCAUAGGAAGAAGAAGAAAAGUCUUUUUGUUGUUUUUUUGACAAACAUGAAGACUAAUGUUCGUAUAUGGACGGGCAUUGAACUCGGAGCUUGAAGGGGGGAACAUGAACAUCAUCAAAACAGUGCUUCAAAUUGAUCCCAAUGUAAGAAUCUAAUAUGAUUCUCUCUCCUUACUGUGAAUUUAGGCUGAUUUUUCUUCAUUUUGAUUUUUCUCGUGUGAACUCUUUCUACAGGUGGAGACAGAUUGUACCCAGUGUGACUCUCAAGAGAAUGACAGUGUUGUUGUACACAAUGCUAGAAAUGCCAUCAGUUCUUUCAAUCUAGACGAUUCCCAAAAGGCAGUUGUUCUAAGUUGUUUGGAUACAAGAGAAUGUCAUCAUCAGAUUUCUGUCAAACUAAUUUGGGGUCCUCCUGGGACCGGGAAGACGAAGACGGUUCAUUACUAUUUGCUUUGUUUAGGAUGAAAUGCAGAACACUGACUUGUGCUCCAACUAACAUUGCAGUGUGGGAGUUGCAACAAGGCUUGUGAGUUUAGUAAGAAAAUCAUUCCAGCAUGAUACUUAAGGUUUGGGAGAUAUAGUUUUGUUUUGUAAUGGGGAGAAAGCGAAGAUCGAUGAUCAUGAAGACCUUAUCGAUGUAUUUCUUGAUUACCGCAUCUCUGUUCUUGCUAGUUGUUUUGCUCCAAUGUCCGGGUGGAACAAUAGUAGUGUGGAGUCAAUGAUAUGUUUGCUUGAAGACACUGAACUGUUGUACCGAAGGUUCUAAAAAGCGGUUGCGGUCGCCGUAACGGUGGCGAUGAUGCGAUUAUGGUUGUGUGAUGUAAAGGCCGUAGUGUAACGGUUGCGGUAACCAGAACCGUGAA
Camellia sinensis is the source of this 1534-nucleotide messenger RNA. NCBI's taxonomy places the organism in Eukaryota, Viridiplantae, Streptophyta, Magnoliopsida, Ericales, Theaceae. The record is from RefSeq and is a predicted model, not a curated record.